AUGGAGACGACGGCCAGUUCCAUCGAAGAAUCAAAGGCGGAAUCUGGGGAGAUGAUGAAACUUCCGACGGAGUGUCCUGCGAGUGUGAAUCCGUCUCAGUCUCCAGCAAGCGGGCGACUUGUAUAUGUACGCAGAAGAGUGGAGGUUGACACAACAUCCAGCAAAGACACUAAAAAGCCUAAGGAUGGUUUGGUCAGCUCGUCCACACCAGCUCCGUCUCCAUCCCCACAAGGACCGACCAGCCAUCGGUUUGACUGGGAAGACCGGUACCAUCAUCUUCAAAUGCUCCUAAACAAGCUUAAUGAAUCUGAUCAGACGGAUCAUCUACAGAGUAAGCCCGAACCAAAGGUGUCUCUUUUCCUUUUCUUUUUUCUAAUAGAUAUAUUGUGCGACUCUGAUCCAUUCACUGUUAGUGCUUUGGUCACUUUCGUCCGCUGA
Messenger RNA from Thlaspi arvense, 438 nucleotides. Lineage: Eukaryota; Viridiplantae; Streptophyta; Magnoliopsida; Brassicales; Brassicaceae. The record is from the annotation of a GenBank genome assembly.